CGCCCUGCCUGCCGCAUCGGAACUCAGGUGAAGCACAGGUGUGUAGUCCCCGCAGAUGAGUCGAUGGAAGGAGACUCCAGCAACUGUUGAGCCUGCAGAAAAAACCCAAAGUGAGGAGCUAUACCGCUAUGGUGGAGUGAGAACAUGAGAUAAAUAGUCAACCUUGAAGGAGAAGCGGAUUUUCUUGGGUCCUUCACUAAUUUCUGUUUUCCACGCUGAAGUUGGAGUUGUAUUGGUAUCAAUUUCGAUUUCUCUUGUUGUGGUUCCCCGUGUCUGAUGGAUCUAAUCAGCGCCAGACGAACGGGAGUUUUACUCCUCAUUUUCACAUUUUUAAGUCUUCUUCAUGGCUCCAGAGGAGAAAUCCCAGCCAAACCAGCACCAAGCGGUGUCACGAUUGUGCCCCCGAUUAAGCCCAAUGUCCCCCACGCCUAUCCAGAACCUUCUAAAGUUUAUUUACCUGUAUUUACAAUGGAUUACCCGAGAAUACAGAUACCUUUUGAGAUCACUCUCUGGAUUCUGCUGGCUUCAUUUGCAAAGAUUGGUUUCCAUGUUUACCACAAGAUCACCAUCUGGGUGCCCGAGUCCUGCCUUCUGAUCAGCAUUGGUCUGAUUGUGGGGGCCAUCAUGCACUCCGUCCAUGAGGAGCCCCCUGCCGUGCUCUCCAGUGAAGUCUUCUUCCUCUACAUGCUCCCCCCGAUUGUCCUGGAUUCGGGCUACUUCAUGCCCACCAGGCCUUUCUUUGAGAACAUCGGCACGGUGUUGUGGUUUGCAAUUGUGGGGACUCUGUGGAACAGCAUAGGCAUUGGCAUGUCUCUAUUCGCCAUCUGUCAGAUCGAGGCUUUCGGCGUUCAGGACAUCAGCCUCCAGGAGAACCUGCUGUUUGCCACCAUCAUCUCUGCUGUGGACCCCGUGGCCGUGCUGAGCGUGUUCGAGGACGUCUCUGUGAACGAGCAGCUCUACAUCGUGGUGUUCGGAGAGUGUCUCUUCAAUGAUGCUGUCACCGUGGUGUUGUACAACAUCUUCAACUUUGAGAUGGGCGAGGUGGUGCCGACGGAUGUUUUCCUCGGGGUGGCAAAGUUCUUUGUGGUUGGGCUCGGGGGAAUGGGCUUCGGCGUCUUGUUUGGCUUCGUGGCCGCCUUCACCACCAGGUUCACCUCCAAGGUGCGAGAAAUCGAGCCGCUCUUCAUAUUCAUGUACAGCUACCUGGCCUACCUGGUGGCCGAGCUGUUCACCAUCUCUUCCAUCAUGGCCAUUGUGACCUGCGCCCUCACCAUGAAGUACUACGUGGAGGAAAACGUCUCCCAGCGUUCCUGCACAACCAUCCGCCAUGUUAUCAAGAUGCUCGGCUCCAUCUCCGAGACGCUCAUCUUCUUCUUCCUGGGGGUCGUCACCGUGACGACGGAGCACGAGUGGAACUGGGGCUACAUCAUGUUCACGCUGCUGUUUGCUUUCGUGUGGAGAGGUCUGGGUGUCCUUGUGCUGACUCAGAUCAUUAACCCUUUCCGAACCAUCCCAUUCAACCUGAAAGAUCAGUUUGGUUUGGCCUACGGUGGUCUGCGAGGUGCAAUUUCAUUCGCUCUGGCUUUCACCCUCCCCAAUGAGAUUGGCCGCAAGCAGCUCUUCAUCACAGCCACCAUCGUUAUCAUCCUCUUCACUGUCUUUCUUCAGGGUAUCAGUAUUCGACCUUUGAUUGAGUUCGUCAAUGUGCGCAGAACAAACCGCGACGUCGAUACCAUCAAUUCAGAGGUUCACUGCAGGCUUAUGGAGCACACCAUCGCUGGCAUAGAGGAUCUGUGUGGACAGUGGAGCCACUUCUACUGGAAGGACAAGUUUAUGAAGUUCAACAAUCGAAUCCUGCGGAGGAUCAUGAUCCGUGACAACCGGGCUGAGUCCAGCAUUGUGGCGCUGUACAAGAAGCUGGAGCUGCAGAAUGCCAUGGAGAUCCUGGACACAGUGGCUGGAGACAUCAGUGCUGCUCCGUCCAUUGUCUCUCUAUAUGAGGAGAAGAAAAGUUCUGCUAGACCUAGGAAGAAGUUCUUGACUGCAGACUUGAAGAACAUGCAUGACAUCCUUUCAAAGAACAUGUACAAGAUCAGGCAACGGACGGUGGCGUUCACAGGCAAGCACGCCCUUCCCAAUGAAAGCCACUCGAGAGAGAUUCUGAUCAGACGCCAUGCCAGCAUCCGAAGAAGCAUCCGUCCUGGAAGUUUUCAGUCAUCGGUGGUGCCCAAAUCUCAUAAGUACUUCUCUCUUCCUGCUGGGAAAAGUCUGGACUCAAAGUUUCCUCCUGUGAGGCUGAGCAACACAGAUGAUCAGGAGACCAUGUCAGAGGUGGCCUACCCCUCCAGACGCUCUCGGUUUAACCAGCCUUCACGCUCGUCCUCCAGAGCCAUGAUGCCUCUGCGCAGGCUGGACACCCUGCAGGAGGCUCCGUCUGUCAGCGUGCUGGAUGAGAGCACAGUGGAGGACAGGGGCAGGACCGGGGGCGGCAAGCCCAGAACAAACUCCUCCUCUAGUGAUUCCCGCGUUCCUGCUCCUCGCCGCACUUUCAUCGAUAAUGACAGCAGCUCGGCUGAUAAUUUGAGAAACGUGCAUCAUGAAGCAGAAGAGGAGCAGCCUACGUCUCCACCUCCCGCCUGGGCUGCUGAGUCCAGAGACAACGCAUCAAGAAACCCUCUACUCAGGAGGCCGCAGUGGAACCCGAAGGGGAAAUAAAAGUCUUCUGAGCUUAAACAAGCAGCUGGACUGCCACAGACUGGAUUUUUAGGAUCCCUCUUAUAAAACUCCGUUCACAUUGCAAGGACUGCAAAGUAAAGAUGGAGGUCCUUGCAUUUCUUAAUAGAGAUGACCCGACCUCCAAAAGAAGCCAGAAUGCACAGCAAAGAAAGUAAAGUCAGUUUUUAGCCUCAUCAGAAGUGUAGUGAGUGAACUGUAUUUUCUUUUUGAUUUGUACCAGUAGUUAUUUCAACCCGUUGCAUGUGAUUUUAAUAACUUGAUUUUCCAGUUGUGUGUUUUAAAACACUGUAAUUUAAACAGUUUUAUUUUGACUAAAUAUUUCUGUCUUUACAUGUAAAUAAUAUUAUGUUUUUGUAUUAUAUUUCCUUUGUGUGUGUGUGUGUGUGACAGGAUAGUUUUUUUCAUAUACAGGCUAAAUUAGUUCCAUGAGGAACUAUUGCUGAGCAGUACAAAGUACUCUUCGGGAUAACUGAGGCCUAGUUUGUCUGUUACAUUAGUGGAGCUCAUGAAUCAGGAUUUUACUAUUAUUAAUAUUCUUUUUUUUGUAAUAAAAGUUUUAUGUUGUUUAAAA
Messenger RNA from Labrus bergylta (ballan wrasse), 3307 nucleotides. RefSeq names its product solute carrier family 9 member 2 (gene slc9a2). Gene Ontology annotation, molecular function: sodium:proton antiporter activity; potassium:proton antiporter activity. Gene Ontology annotation, biological process: sodium ion import across plasma membrane; potassium ion transmembrane transport; proton transmembrane transport. Lineage: Eukaryota; Metazoa; Chordata; Actinopteri; Labriformes; Labridae. The record is from RefSeq and is a predicted model, not a curated record. Gene Ontology annotation, cellular component: plasma membrane.